AUGGAAAGAGGUACUACUAUGAAUGUUGGUUGGAUGAGAUCUAGAUUUGUCCCUCCAGGGGGUGCUAGUUCCAUCUCAUAUUCAAGGAAUUGGAUAGCUGAGAGGACAAGGAUAACAGCAUGUUCUGCUUGCAUGUUCAGAUCUGCACAUCCCUAGUGUUGUCAGUGGCUGAUGGCAUGUUGUAUACGGAAAUGAGUUAGUGAAAACUACAGAUAGAAUAUUGGUGCUCUUGCAUCGGAUCUGAGAAAUGCAGGAUGCAGUCCUGGUUCUAGACACUGCAAGGCCCCGAAUGUUGCUAUAUCUCAGCUUCUGGUUUCCAUCUGUAAAAUGGGAAUAAGAAGCUUCCUUCAUAGGAUCAUUGUGAAAAGAAGGUUCGCAAGGAAAUGUUGGUGUGUGGCCUGAGCCUUUGGCUGGACUGUAUAGCUAAGGAAGCCUUGAGGAUGUUUGGCCAGCAGGACAUUUGACAACGACAGCUAUUUUAGCAACAGUUUUUACAAAGCCAUAUAGGGAGUCUGAAGGGCCUUUUCGGUGGUGGCUCCCAGCUUGUAGAAUGCGCUCUCCAGGGAUCUGACACCAUCUUUAUCCAGCUUUAGGCACCAAGCAAAGCCUUUUCUCUAUUCCUGGCCUUUUGGUCCUUAAUUUGAAGAAUAGCACUGUGGUGUCUUUUAGUGGGGCAGGGCCCGUAGUCCUGCCUUUUUGUUUUGCUGUGUUUUUAGGCUUUUUUAUAUGAAUUGCUUGAAUUUUUAUUGUUGCUUUGAAUUGGUUUUAAUGUCAGUCCCCUUAAAUUACUUUGCAAGAAGAUAAACUGGCAAAUAUUAACAUUAAAAAUAAUAAAGUGUCUGGCCUGUAUUAGGAUCGAGGCAAGUGGCAACCUACUCUAUCAGAGGUCAUGGUAGUUCACAGCAUUGAGUGCACUCGUCAAACCCUCUGGUUAUGCAGGGGCUUUUGAGCAACCUAUCACUAAUAAUGUCUUUUGUUCUUAUGCUAUGGAAGUUACUUGAACAAAGGAAAAUUCAGAAAUCUACUGAGCAACAGCGACUUUGAGUCACAUGAUGUUAUUUGCUGCUGUGAUGUCCCUCAGAAGACAUCACUGGGACUCCUUUAUCCAAGACACUGAGGAGAACUUUGUCUGUGAAACAAUUGGGGCUCCUGGGAUGAAUCCUGCCUGAGCCCCAAGAGGGAUGAAUGCUGUUACUGUAUUCUCUGUCUAGGCAGAAAAAAGACAAAUCUAGAACCAGACCAAAAGUCCACUGUUAGCAACAUCCAGGAAAGCUUCCAUUGUGAGCAAGAACAGCAAUUUCUGGGGUAAGGGAACUAGUAAUUAUCUGUCUCCUGCUCCCCGUAUUUACCAGGGAAAUGGUAUAAUCAAAAUUAUAGGCAAGAUUCGAUGAAACAGUUGCGCUAGCGAGAACUAACACAACAAGCGCCACUAGUACAGUGGGAUUUUCUCCCCUCUCCUUCCUCACACCAGAUCUGGGGGGUCAGGAUAAUAGUGUGAAAGGGGAGGAGUGGGGAGAUUCCUCCAUCAGGGAAGCAGAGAUGCUUGCAGUGACUGAGCAAUUUCCUGUUGUUUUGAUUCCACCCAAUAGUAUUUCCCUGCAAAGGAUAUUACAGCGGUACCUCAGGUUACAUACACUUCAGGUUACAUACGCUUCAGGUUAGAGACUCUGCUAACCCAGAAAUAGUGCUUCAGGUUAAGAACUUUGCUUCAGGAUGAGAACAGAAAUUGUGCUCCAGCGGAGCAGCAGCAGCAGGAGGCCCCAUUAGCUAAAGUGGUGCUUCAAGUUAAGAACAGUUUCAGGUCAAGUACGGACCUCCGGAACGAAUUAAGUACUUAGCCCGAGGUACCACUGUACAGUUUUAUAAAAGUUUUUCAGAAUUUGAUCUACUUACUAAAAACAGAGAGAGCAUGAAAGCAUACAGCAAAGGCAGAGAACUUGUUGCCGUCCAGGUGUUGCUGGACUCCAACUCCCAUUAACCCCAGUGAGCACUGCCAAUGGUGAAGGAUGAUGGGCACUGUAGUUCAACAACAUGUUGGAGGGGGCAUAAGUCUCUCCUUCCUGCUGUAAUAGGUUCAAUGGAAUCUGUAUACUAGGGAGGACACCUGGAGUCCCAUUGGCCAAAUCUGGCCUCCUGGGUGGUGUUAUGUGGCCUCUUUCCCCAGAGGGAAAGAGGGGUGUGAAGGAACAUUGUGUGUGGCAAGGGAAUGUGGCAAUCUGCCACAUUUAGGAGGGGAGGCUGGGCUUUGGCCUUCCCCUCUCUUUCCUGAAGUGGUCUUAAAUUGACAAAAAAUGUUGCUGACUAGCUCACUGUUUACAUGAGAACAGGAUUAUUGCAUUGCAGGUGGUUGGACUAGAUGACCCUCAGGGUCCCUUCCAACUAUUCAGUUCUACGGUUCUGUAAGUUAAAUGGAUGCCCAGACAGCUCCCUGUUUCUGAAACAGUCUGGUUUGACAGCAAUAGAAAAACAUACAAUCAGAAUAAAAUACAAUUAUAUUAUCUGUUUUAUUAAUCUCUAUAACUAAAAUGUAGUUAUAGUUACAUUUAAACAGAUAACCAAAUGGUAGCAACAGAGUUCAACAAGUCCAAUGAACCACAUAAAGUAUUUUCAUCAAAGGCAAAGAUGGAAGGCAGCUAAUUUGAGCUAAUUCACGGGCGAUUUGAGACCUGAUGUAAAUAGUAAAGACACUGAAGGCUAUCAUGUGACAUUUUGCCCUUGCCAUGCUUCCCCAACUACAAAGCAGAUGUGUAUCUGACAUUUUCUUUCAGAGAUGUUGAAUUUCUGGGAGGAAUUCAAUAUCACAUUUUCCCAGUUGUUCUGUCAGCUUGCCAGGUGGAAGAAUCUCCCAUCUUCUUCACCAUGUGCUGCUUUAGGGGUUCCCUUGACCCCCAAGCCAAAUUUGUGGGGAGCACAUGAGGGGAGACAGUGGGGAAGCCCCAUUGUACUAGUGGAAGCUCUUGUAGUCCUCUGUUUCCUUUUAAAAUACUUUUAAAAUGGACUGAGUCUGGGCUUGCAUGUAUUUUAAAAAGGAUGAUGGCAAUGGUAACAGUUUCCAUACAUGCCUAUAUUACAUUUGUUGUGAUAAGAACACAUUUGUGUACUUACGUAUGGUAUUGGCAAUACUGAGGUAACCUUGAAACAAUUUCAGACCCAGUGACUCCAAAGAAAUGUUUAGAUUCUCUAUUCCUAGCUUCCAGGUAAGCAGCUGGGUUGUUUUUUUUUACCAACUUGGUCAACAACAUAUGUCAGUAAACUCUUAGGUCAUAUUAUAUAACAGGUCAAUUUUAUAUUGGCGUAAGACUAAGCUUUAAAAAAGGUUUCUGAAACUGACCAUUACAAAAAAUACUGCAUUGCCCAGGAAAUUUAAUUUGAUUGGGGUUUGUUUUUGUUUAUAGUAAAAUAGCAAUACGUAACCCUUCUCCCCAAUUUAAAUAAAUGUUUAUAUAGAUAGCCAGAUGUGAAGUGCUCAGUAGCCAUACAGUUUCAUUUCUACUAGUUUAUUUUUUAAAAACACACACCUUGCGUUUAACGUAUGAAUUUAUUGUUUUAUACAAUCACAAUUUGAAGACAUAACUAGAACAGUACUAAAAAUGUGACAUAGGAACUGAUAUGAACAGAAUUAAAACAGAAAGUAUGAAUGCCUUAAAUUGGGGUGUCAGUUUUUACCAGAGGGGCAAGAACUGCUCAGGUAAAUACAAUGCCAGCUUUGGGGAUCACACUGCUCUAUGAACCAAGGUACAAGCUUUAUUUGCCAGGGCCCCACAGAGGCUGCAGACAACACCCACAAGAUUAUUAGGCAGCUUAGUGUGAAAAAAAGAAUACUAUUUUAUCUCCUAAAUGGAACAAACCAGCACAGUAAUCUAGCAUUGUACAGGGGAAAACCUGUUGAGUCACUUCUGACAAGGCAUAAGGAGGUAAUCUGAGUAAAGACGUUUACAGAAGGAAAGGUAUGGUGAUGCUUCCGAAAAAUGACAUUUCGGUUCUGCACCACUAUGCAUGCUAUUUAUUCUACUUUGCAGUGGGUUUGUAUGGCUAGGCUGUUUUGACAUAUAGGCUGUAUAAACCAGAAUGUCCUUGAUUUUCAGAGGAAACUUCACUUGUUGUCAUUUUAUUUACCGUACUUAAGUUUUUCCAAACCAUCUUUCGUGCUGAACCUUCCUUGCAUAAACAAAAACUACCAAAAUUGAUUGGCAUACAUGAAGAAAAGAAAACACACACGCUCCUAACAUUUAAUAGGGCUGAGCCAAAACAAGUUGUAAUUAAUCAUAAAUGCUAUGAGCCGGAGGAAAUUUGGAGCACGGUAAAUUAUGCCCGCCCUUUGAUAGCCUAUAUUAUUCGCACCUAGAAAAUCAGAUAACAUGCAAACCGGCAAUCUUGAUAGAUUAUCAGACAUGCAUCAGCACAAACUCACCCACAUCCGGGCUUUUAAAAAAAAUAGACAACCAGACCCACUUCUAGGGAAAAAGUGGGCAGUCUGAAAACUCAAGCCAUGCAAAAGAUAUGUUAGAUGAUGUAAAAAGUGACAGAUAACAACAUGAAAAGGGGUUUCAUCCAGUACUAGUUAUAUUCAGAGGAGACCCAUUGAAGUUAAUUCAGAUGUCUUAGGUUCAUUCAUGUCCAUCUGCCCUGAGCAGAAUUUAGUUGGAAAGAACUCAAAUAAAUUAAGUAGAUUAGGCUCCCCUAUAAUUCCAGACUCUGAUCAAGCAGACCCAUUUCUUCCUCUGCCACUCCCCACUACUCUGCACAGAGUAUUCAUCAAUGUUUCUGAAAGGAAGGAAUAAUUCUAAAACACGAAGACCCUAUUCCUGACAAGUCAUAUGAAGUUAUCAGUGAUUCCAUAAAUAUCCCUGACGACAUUCUUAGCAGGGAACUGAUUGGAGCAGUUGCAUGAAACAUUUGUGCCUGAAGGUAUCAUCACAGCACAAAAUCAUUGAAUUUUAGCUUCAAAAACAGAUAAAUCCUCUAUCUAGGUUACAGAUAGAUGAUCUGUUAAUUUGAGUUUUCUGAGUUUCUCAUCUUAAAUUCAGUUCUCCAUAUUUCUGCGGCAAUUUGUCAUUUUAAAAUGUCAUGAAAAUUUGUCAGCGUUUUAGUAUCAGUUUCUUUUCUUUACACAUUAAUUAAUUAAAUUUAUUUUUAUUAUUACUUAAUAAUUAAAUUUAUUAGUCACUUGUUUUGCCACAGCAACUCCAAGUGACUUACAAUAUUAUAAGCAAAAAAACACAUACUGUACAUUGAAACCAGCAUCAAAAAACUGUAAGCAGUUUUAAAUAAUAUACACAUUUUUGCAAGCAAUUUCCCAAUAUAUAAUGCAAUUUUGUUUGUUCUUUUCAUUAAUAUAUUCAUUUUUAUUUUGGUUAGAAAAUUGUACCACCAAGUUCAGAUAACAGCGAAUUCCAAAGGAUACCUGGUGCUGCGGUUUGCACAUUUUUUCAGAAAGUACAAAUUUGGUUAGUUCACCUUUAAAUGUGGACUGAAUCAGAUUUCUUCUCCAUGCCGCAUCUAGAUGUAGGACUGCACUGAGAGUCAGACACAUACAAACCUCAAAGAGCUACUUGGGAAGAAUGCUUAACCCAGGGGUAGGCAACCUAUGGCUCAGGGGCCUGAUGUGGCCCAAUUACCUUCUUAAUCUGGCGUGCAGAUGGUCUGGGAAUCAGCGUGUUUUUACAUGAGUAGAAUGUCUCCUUUUAUUUUAAAUGAAUCUCCGGGUUAUUUGUGGGGCCUGCCUGGUGUUUUUACAUGAGUAGAACGUGCGAUUUUAUUUAAAAUGCAUCUCUGGGUUAUUUGUGGGGCAUAGGAAUUCGUUCAUAUUCCCCCCCCCAAAAAAAAUAUAGUCCGGCCCACCACAUGGUCUGAGGGAUGGUGGACUGGCCCACGGCUGAAAAAGGUUGCUGACCCCUGGCUUAGCCAAAAGCCACCUGUUUCUAAGAACCACCCUCCCCUAAAGCGGUUUCUCUUUAAAAACAAACAACUUUACAAUCUAAAUCCAUUUUACCUUUACAAACCAACCAUCCAUUCAACAAAAACUCAGUGGUGAAGAACCACUGCCAGUCAGUACAGACAGUGCUGAGCAAAUGGACCACUGGUCCGACUCAGUACAAGACAGCUUCCUAUAUGUCCCUAGUGUUUGACUGAAUAGAUGUCUCUGGUAGGAGAAAAAGAAGAAAGGCAGUUUUUGUCUAUCUCCCCCCCCCUUUAUAUAGUCCCCAGUGCCCUCUGAAAAUUGGUCUCAGAGGGUUGGGUGACCUUCCAGAAUACGGUGGAAGGUGGCAUUGGGCCUCAAGGGGGAAGAACAAAUCAUCAUCAUCAACAACAAAAAUGUUCCCCUUUUUCAUUAGCAGACGAAUCUGCCAGAUCAAAAGUCCAUUUGUGAGCACAAGCUCACUGGAUUCCAACAAACAGCAGCAACUGGAUUCCACUCAUAGGGAACAGCAUGCCAGGACAGUAUGAGGAGGACACUCAGGGGCUAGCAGCAGAUGACAUGAGAGGAAGCAAUGACUAUGCUGAAAGGAAGGCUAGGGGAUAGCAUUAAUUCCAGGCAUAUUCAUUGCCUGCUGACUUGCUUUGCUGGAUCAGAUUAAGGUCAACCUACUCCAGUACUCUGCUUCCAAUAGCAGCUAACCAAACACCUAUGGAAGCUCACACAGAAGAAGCAUGAAGCUGAUGUCAUUGUCUGUUUAGAACCAGGUUGUCUCCAGCCACUGGUACAGAGCAGAAGCUACACCAUCUUUGAACAUGAAGGCUCCAUUUAGUGAACAUAACUAUCAACCAUUGACAGGACUUGACCUCCAUGAAUUUGUUUUGUCCUGAAGUUGCUUUUUGAAGCCAUUCAAGCUAAGGGCCAACAUGAUGUUUUGUGGCAACGAAUUAUGCAAGUUAAUUAUGCUUCAUACCAUCUGUUUUGUAGCACUUCCUUGUGUUUUAAACACCAGGUGAUUACUUGCUUCCAUGUGUGAAUCAGCCACCCUGAAAUUUCAGUGAAGACAGAUCAUGCAGUGGAAGACAGGAGUGCCUGGCGUGCUCUGGUCCAUGGGGUCACGAAGAGUCGGACACGACUAAACGACUAAACAACAACAACAACAAAAAUUGAUUGAACAUACAUAUUGGAGCCUUAUAUUUCUUUCUCUUUGUAUGUCUGCAGAUGAAGGUGCAACCAAGAGGCAUUUUUACUGAAGUAAAUAAUGAUAAAUAUAUGAAUCAGUUCAAAGAAAACUUCAAAAGGAAAGAGGGUAGGUUAGAUGCGAAACCUGUUAAGGAGAAAGGUUUAAUGCAGAGAUGGGGAACCUGUGGCCCUCCAGAUGUUGUUGAAUUCCUGUUUCCAUUAGAUCCAGACAGCACCAUCAGUGGUCAAGGAUGCUGGGCGCUGUGGUUCAACAUCUGAAGGACCACAGGCUCCCUGUCCCUGAUUUAAGAAGAGAAUUGACAGGGUCAUAACAUUUGAAGGAAAACAUGGUUUUAGCCAAUGCAUUUACAAGCGACUAGAGGAAGAUACAGGAGGAAGAAGGCCCACAGCACUGUAUCGUGUUUCAGGUUAUCAGAAGCAGUGUUUAAAAACAAUGAAAAACAUUGGUCUAGGGGAGAGACUACCAGAAGGAUGUGCAGUCUUUAGCAGGAGAUUCAGAAAGGAAAGAGUAGAUCUUGAAAAGGAAGACAUGAUGUGAUUGUUGUGACUGCACGUGAGAGAUAUGCAAAUGGAAGAAAGGAGUCAAGAGUUGACCUCAGGCUUGUGAUGCUAUUGCAUGAGAAAAAAUUAUUUCCCUCCACUACUUUAAUGCAGAAUGAUGAGGCCAAUUACACCAAUUUGUGGAUCAUAGAAGUCUCAGAUUCUAGGAAGGGACCUAGUCUCUCCUAGUUAGACACUUCCUUCAUACUCAUGCUUUGUUUCCUCAAGACAAGUUUAGCUAGUUCUGGGGCAGUUCUAGCCAGAAAAUCUGAGUCAGCUAUUAUCCACGUGACACAUUAUGCGGACAGUGAUCUUGUUUUAAACACAGAGUUAGGACACUCAUUGCUCACUGCAAGCCCAAUAAACAAGCAGAUUCCCAAGGGGUCAUUAAGGCCCCACCCUUAAUAACCCCACCAUUCUCUUCUGGAAGGAUGUUAUCUUCUGGUUUUCAAUAAGCAUCCUUCACAUAUUACUGUUUUUAUGUGUAGAAGUAACAAAAACAAUCUGUUUCAAAGACAAGGGUCUCUGAAUUCAGAGCUCAAACCCCCACUAAGGGCUCAUGGAGUCAGGAUCCAAGUCCCAAAUCUCCAUGCUCCAACUGCAAGCGAGUGGAGGAGAUUAACGAAUUGCGAGCCAGCUCUAAUUAAACCAGGAAUUAAUUCCAGAAUGCGCUGAUUAACCUAGGAUACUGACUCAUACAAGGGACUUCAUUCUAGGCUGCACACGUUGCAUGAACUUCCUCCAGGUGACCAUUCUGUGUGUUUCCUAUGUUCACUAGCAACCAGUAAACAUAACAGGCACAUUUAUUUCUUGCAGAAAUGAACUGCAAGGCAGGAAUUCAGAGUCAGACUGGGAAUGCCAAAUCGUAAAAUUGAAACAUAGCUCAAAGAGGGCCUGAGUCAACGGCGCAAGGGUGGGCGGGGAAAGAAAGAGAAAUUGGCUAAUUUUAUGUAUCCUUUGCUUUUUGAGCUGCUAUGGGAGUACCAGACUUUUGUGUGAAGGAAAUUCGUCCUCUGAUUUUUAGAAGACACUUGAAGGGGCAAACAUGCUCUGCAGAAUGGACUGAGACACUUUGCGCUGCAGAGUGGCUGCCAUAUAUAAAAGUCCCUGCAAAUCUGUGCACAUAAAGAAAGAAAUGUAGUAGCCUUUGCCUGCUGUGCUAGUUUUUGACCUACAGGGAGGAAUGUGAGGGAGCAUUUAUAUAAACCUGCUAAUAGUGGAGGCUGGCUUAUGGGGCACGGCCACACUAACCACAGUCUGCCCCCAGCCAGCGCCCCCAUGCCUGCCUUACUACUUACAACCAGCCCAGGGAGUGGCACUGCCGGUCAGUUCCUUUGUCUCAGUGUGGUCCCUUGUAGGAUUCAGCAGCAGGGAGGAUGAGGACAAACCUAGAAUGAGUUGGCCCUUUCUGUAAUUGGCUCUUGCUCCACCUACAGCUGAUCCCCAUCUUACACCCUACCAGUCCCUAGGGGCAGUAGCCGUCACUGCACUGCAAUGCCAGGGUGAGACUGACUACCACCUGGGUGUGUGUGGCAAAUCCAGAAUGUGCUCGGUCGCAAAAGGGAAAGGUGCUGAGGUGCAGAAAAGUACAACGCAGGGCAUUCCAACAAGCAAGGCUGUUUGCCAGCACAGCAAUGCCAGGGUCCACUUGGCAGCCCUGCUCCUUUGUCACCCUAACAUAUACAGUGGGCUUUGGGUGUAAUGAUGGGGAGAAGUUCCCUCCAUUUGUGAAAUUCCCUUUCUUCUCCCUAGAGAGGCUCAAGCAGUGUCCACAUUAAUAGCUGUCCAGUGCCAGGCGAAGUCCUUUCUUUUCUUCUAGGGAUUGUAAAGUUGUUAUAGUAUCAUUUCCACACCUUGUAUUGAUAUCCAUUAUGUGAGUCUCGGCUGUUACCCUGAUUAAUUUAUUUUGCCCUGUGCAGUGUGUUAACCCUCUGUCAUUUUGAUUAGUUCACCUCCAUCAUUUUAGUGUUGUGCUAUGAUUUUUAGGUUUGAUUAAGUCAGUGGUUCUCAAAGGAUGUGGUGCGCCACACUGGUGUGGCAGGAGAGGAUGGCAAGUGUCGUAGGAAGAUUCAAGGGCAAUCAAAGAAACAUUUACACAUUUCAGUGAAGUAUAGUACUGAAUCAAAAUAAUAUUUUUUUAUUUGCUGAAUAUGGAUAAAUAUCUUCUCAAAAUGGGAGCAAGUGAUAUUGAUGAUAAUCCUAGUUGUGUUUCCCACUGUAUUUCUUUCUUUUUUAUUAUAUAUAUAUUUUAUUGAUUUUAAAGAUUUUAUCACAAUACAAAAAAACCCACCACCCAUCGGUUAGCAAAAAUAUAUUAUGUAGAAAUAAAUUUUUUUUACAAAAAUAAAUAAAUAUUGCAUACAAAUAAAAUACAGUUCUUCCAUACUUUCAGACUUCCGUCUCUCUCAGCAUGGGUCCUUCAUUUCCUCAUUAACUGCAUUAUAUUAUAACAAUUAAUAUAGAUUGUCUAUAUUCUUUAUAACAUAUUAUAUUGCAGAAUGUAUAUUGUCCCAAUGUAUUUCUUAUCAGUAAAAAAACUGAUGUGGCGCAAAGUAAAUUUUUAUUCUGAAAGUAUGGCCCAGAUAAAAAAGUUUGAGAACUUCUGGAUUAAGUUUGUUUUAAAACAAUAAAUGCUGUUAUUUAAAUAAAGUGCACCACCCAGAGAACUCUGGUUAUGGGGUGACUCAGAAGCACCGCAAAUAAAUAAAUUGAGGCACUGAACAAGACAAGCUGCAAAUGUCCCCUGAGAAUUUAGAAUUAUUUUGAGUCCAUAGACAUAACACCAAUGCAAGCUAAGAACCACCUAAGUCAGCUCUGUUUAAGAAUAGAACACUUUCCACCUUUCCCUGGGAAGGUGCAAUCGUACCCAAAGCCAAUAGGAAUUUCUGCCAGUCAGAGAGCACCCCACUUGACUUACUCUAUUUUCUUCUCUCUUUCCAGCUGGAGAAAUAGUGCAAAGUGUAUUCUCAGGACAGUGGGACAUAAGACAACAGCGCAAAGUUCCAGAAAUCCCCAAACAAAUGAAAGAUAUGCAGAGCACAGAAGGUGCAGGGGCACAACCACAACAACACAAAUUCCAAGAAAUUCCUCUCCAAAGUGAUGCAGGACAAGCAGGGAGCUCUGGAUCUUCAGGACAACAAGGGUCUUCAGGGCAAGCAGGGAGCUCUGGUUCUUCAGGACAACAACGAGGCUUUUCCGGACAAGCAGGGAGCUCUGGUUCUUCAGGACAACAACGAGGCUUUUCCGGACAAGCAGGGAGCUCUGGCUCUUCAGGACAACAAUGGGGCUUUCCAGGACAAUCAAAGAGCUCUGGUUCUUCAGGUCAACCAGGGAGCUCUGGCUCUUCAGGACAACAACGAGGCUCUUUGGGGCAAGCAGGGAGCUCUGGCUAUUCAGGGCAAGCAGGGAGCUCUGGCUCUUCAGGACAACAACGAGGCUCUUUGGGGCAAGCAGGGAGCUCUGGCUCUUCAGGGCAAGCAGGGAGCUCUGGCUCUUCAGGACAACAACGAGGCUCUUUGGGGCAAACAGGGAGCUCUGGCUCUUCAGGGCAAGCAGGGAGCUCUGGCUCUUCAGGACAAGCAGGGAGCUCUGGCUCUUCAGGACGAGGCUCUUCAGGACAAGCAGGGAGCUCUGGCUCUUCAGGACGAGGCUCUUCAGGACAAGCAGGGAGCUCUUCAGGACAACAACAAAAAAUCCAGGACCUUCCUAGUCCAAGCCAAGACAACAAGGGCGGUGAAUUAUCUAGGUAAGGAAUGGGCACUGAGAGGACAAGUUAGAAAGGAUCUCUUGUGUUUACUGGACCCUAUUUUCUGUACAGUUCAGGUAUGUGUACAGUACAUAGUCACAAAUUCAGAGUCUGAAGAGGAUACACAAAUAAGUCACACUGCACCUGGAUUCUGUGCAUAUUUACCUUACGUACCCCAAAAUUGCUUUUUUUAGGAAAACCCAAAAGUUGGAAGAUCCGGAUGUAUAGCAGCCCUACCUUACAGUCAGAUGAUUCAGUGGGGCUCCAGGAAAAGGUGCUUAGCAUUGCAUCCCACAAGGGGGUUGGAAAGAGGGAGAGAGAGCCAAGUAUGGAUUGGGACUCAGUUAAUAUAACCACUUCUCCCAAAAGAGACUCUGUACCUUUAACUGUGAUAAAAGAGGCAUCAUUAUCAUCACCAACGAAAGCAACUUCCUCCUUUUACUGCUACAGUUAGGCACUCACUAGAAUAGUCCUGUUAGCAUCACUUUCUCACACCCUUAUUUUCCCAUCUGUAAAAAUUAGAACAAUAACAACUAAGUUCAUAGUUCAGUUGUGAGGAUAAGCAGGAUAACAAUUGUAGAAGAACUUUGCAUUUUAAAGUUGUCAUUGUUCGUGUGAACUUGUCCCACUCAACUCAGUGGAAAACUGCUUUAAAAUAUAUAUUUUACAGCACCUAAAUGCAUGCUAAGUAAUUAUGCAUAAAACAGCGUUAUAUGCAGAGCUACUCAUAGGGAACCAUACCAUGAAAUACACAAUCUAGACUAGACCCUAAAAUAGAACUUGCCUCCCUGGAAAUCUCAACAUUUCUUAAGGUAGGUUUUUGAUCCUUGCAGCUUGGGAAAACAUUUGAAAAUUGGUGAUUAAUGCCCAUGAAAGAUUCAGACUGCAUAUGUACAUUUGAAAUACAUGGCCCAUGAAAAAAAAUAAUCCUGGGAACUGAAGUUUAAGCUUCACAGAGCUACAAUUCCCUGCUUCCUUCACAAACUACAGUUCCUAAGAUUAUUGGGGUGAGUGUGUGCCUCAUAGUUCAUUUAAAAAAGAAAACAAAAAGGUGGACUUUGAGAACUACAUUCCCUAUGCCUUGCUGAGUUCCCUUCUCUCCAUCUUUCUCACCGGCUGCCCUAGCCAACAUUUUCCUUCUUUUUGUGUCCUGCACCAUCUAAAUCUAUGCCAAAAUAUUUCUAAUGGAUUUGUGUGUUUGAUACUAUGGAAUACUACUGUAAGGGUACAGAAUGCAAGCUUACCCAUUCAUUUUCACAAAAAAACAUUGAGUUUUUGGUGACGUCUACAUGCUGAGUUUUGCAUUUUAUUCACGUGCUUUGAGAAAUGGGGUUGCAUCCAACUGCAUUUUGCUCAGAAUAGGCCCAUUGAAAUUAAUGGACCUAAGUUAGUCAUGGUUAUUAAUUUCAAUGGGUCACACAACCCAUGAUUGCUCCACCACAAUACAGGUCAUUUGGGCAUGUAUAUAACUUGUUUGCAACGUAUGCAAUUUUUACAUAGUUGCCUGUCAUUUUCUAUCCAUGCCCAGUGCUCCAAUUCUAUACAAGAAGCAUAAUAGGUUGCUGCCUUCCUAUUAUAAGUGAACCAACAACAGGACUGUAGGAGUCACUACAAAGGUUGGCAUAGCAAAGAAGCCAUACUGUUUAUCUACCCAGGCCCAUUUUCUAGUUGUUUCAGUCAGUUUCCACAACCACCCCGUUGUUGUUGCUGUUGUUGUUGUUGUUGUUGUUAACUGAAUUUCUAUACCACCCUUCAUCUGAGGAUCACAGGGCAGUUUACAAUAUAAAAACACAAAAAUACAUAAUGUAAUAUUGGGUUGCCAUGGCAUGGGUGUUUUGUUGAGACUUCUUCCAAUGCAAUUUGUUCUUCUCCACAACCAUCAUGAAAAACCUAUUCAGAUGAAUUGAUUCAGAGUGGACUCAUUGAAAUGAAUGAACAUAACUCUUAGGUCCCUUCAUUUCUACUCUAUGUAAAACUCAGCUGAAUACCACGUGAAAGGUUUAUGCAAUCAAAGGUUUGCAAUGGGGGCAUGUCCUGCAGUUUGCUCAAUAAUUGCACUGCAUUUGCCUUACCUGGGUCAGCUAGUUCCUCUAUGUGUCAGUCAGCUGAUCUGCUGAGAAACACACAAUUUGUGUCAACCAGGGCAUGAUUUCCUUUGAGCAUGGACACAGCCCUGGAAUACACGCAAUCAUGAUAAAACUCGUGAGCACCUGCAGCUGGAAACAGGUACAAAGGUUUUUUUUAACCCUCUGUACUGAGUAUCAGGGAAGGGUUUCCAAGGGAGACAGUGUGAUCUCAAGCCUUGUUUAAAUUUGAAACAAAAGCUGCUUCAGUCCACAGAGAGAUUAUAGUGUGUGUUUGGUCAAAGGACUUAAAAGAAAGAAAGAACAGGCAGAUCAAGACUGCUAGCUCAGCUGCCCAUGCCUGGAAGCGUGAAGCCAGCUGCAAAUCAGGCACAAUGUAAGCGGACUGGCAAAACUGGUUUAUGGAUAAGCACUAAGAAAGUCACCACGCGGGUGGCGCGGUGGGUUAAACCACAGAGCCUAGGACUUGCCGAUCAGAAGGUCGGCGGUUCAAAUCCCCGCGACGGGGUGAGCUCCCGUUGCUCAGUCCCUGCUCCUGCCAACCUAGCAGUUCGAAAGCACGUUAAAAGUAGUUUGAUUACAAUGAUGAACCUGAGCCAGGAAUCUAAAGCAAGUAUUGUUCUCGAACCACAACAACUCGUCCUGCUCUCCAGUGUUUAAGGAAUUAAAGUUCAAUGAGAUUCCUACACCAAAAAAAUCCCAAGAAUCCCCAGUAAUCCUACCUCCUCAUUUCCUGCCUUGCACAACUGCCCUGAAAAAAAUUUCUAGGGUAAUCAGAGGGGAAAGCUUGGGUGGAGGUUUCCCUCAUUCCUCUUUCACUUCUCCACCAACCUUUUUUGGGUUCAAACUGGCAGUCUUCCUGUCAGCAAAAGCUGUCCAAUCAGCUGCUGGGAAGCUGAGACAAGGGCAAUGCUACUCACCAUGACAGGACCGCAUCCAUGCAACCUGUACGCAGCAGCAAGGUUGUUGCAGCAGCAAGUGCCAGGCCAGGUCUCAGGGUGGAGCCUAUUCAAUGGGAAAAGUUGGAGAUGGAAAUAGCUCAGGAAACAGGAUUAGGUUUUUGGAGGUUUGGGUUAGGUUUUUGGAGGUUGGUCAACAUCUGUUAUUCACAGGUUAUGAUACUCCUCUCCAGAAGUAAGACCGAUCCUGGAUCACAGGGUGCUAAAUUUUUUGCUUUGCUUUAUCCUGCAGAAAGCUACAGUUCACAGCACCCUUAACAAACUAGGAUUCAUGGGAUGUGUAUGUGCUUUAAAUGUAUGGGGCGUGCCUUCUCAUGCCUGCUUCUUCUCUAGUCUUCUGUUCUCCCUUCUAGUCCUUCCACACCGUCUUGUGGCACCUACAUCUCCUUUCUUACAGAAUCAUAAAAUCACAGAAUUGUAGAGUUGGGAGGCUUCCUGAGGGUUAUCUAGUGCAACCCACUGCAAUGCAGGCAUCUCUCCCCCGCCCCAAUUUUUUUUUAUUGGUUUUCUCUUAUAACACACAUUACACUUAAGGAAAACAUUACACUUAACACAACAUAAAAACUUAACAGCAACAAAAACACAAAAAAUAAAAGAAGAAUUUUUUCUUAUUGUUCCCAGGUAUAUUUACAUUGCUAAUAGACUUUCUCGAAACCCUCCAAUCUGAAUUUAAUCACAUCUCAUAUUUAGCAGUUCCCAAAUUCAUAUUUAUAACAUCAAUAUCUUCUUUCAUUACAAACUCUUAUCCUUACUUCCAAUUAUAAUCCAUAAUAGUCAUCAUUAUUAAUCUUUUUCUAUCCCUUAGCCUAAUCUGUUACUUCUAGGAAUUUCUUAAUUAUCUUAUAUUGCAAUAUCUCGCUAAAUAUUAUUUAAAUUUCUUCCAAUCUUCUUGUGUUUCCUCCUCUUUCUGGUUGCGAAUUCUUCCAGUCAGGUCAGCCAGCUUCGAGCAGUGCAGGCAUCUCAGCACACGGUCUCCCAUCCAGUUUGAAACCAUACUGUACCCUGCUUAGCUUUGCAAAUGUGCUAGCAUUUUUAUUACUGAGCCACUACAGUUGGAAUUUGUCUAAUCAGACAAGAAGGGAGUGGGUGCAGGCAGUGAAGGUGGACCAUUUGAUGAACAAAUCCAGCAUGGAAAAUUCAGCUCAACCGAUGGGCAUCAUGGUGUGCCUGUUGCGGUAUUGUAGUGGAUGUGGGCACCCCAUCGAUGACCCUCCACAGUAGUUGAGGACAUGCUGUAGACAGAUUCCUUUACUUCUUGUUGCAGUGGGUGGCAUUCAAUGCUAGUCCUACACAGAGUAGACCCACUGAAGUGAACAAACAUUCAUUCAUUUCAGUGGCUCUGCUCUGGACUUAGCCCAAUACAAUCCAGUGCAGCCCAAAGUUAUUUUGACUUUGAACAGAUGAGGCAAGUAUUGCUAAUGUGCAGUCUGUCCAGUGAGCAGCCAGUUCUUAGUGGGGCUCCGUUGAUUCUCUGAAUGUCACCGUUAUCAGCUGAGUUUGUGAGGUAAAUGUGGUGGUAGCUCCUAAAUACCAGACCCUAUUGUGUGUGUGGAAUAUGCAUACCAGCCCCAACGUGACCCACACCCCACUCCAGAGCAUGAAGGAGAAACAUUUCAUUGACCCUUUCCUGAAGCACAAUAGGGUUUCGUGCAUCUACAUUAAUAGAAUGAGAAGCUGUUAAGCAGGAGAUGAUUCUCCCCAGGUAGGCACACAAUAAUAAACAAGGAAAGCAGACACCCAUCAAGGAUGAUACAAUUCUGGGGCAUCCUGAUUUAGGUGAUGGUGUUUUCAUAAAUGAUCCAUGACAUGGGGGUCUUGCAGCCGCUCUUCAAUCGGCUUUGGGUCCAUACAAUGAAAAGUGAUAUACACAAGCCUCAAAUAAGUAAAAUAAAUAAAUGAGAGCACCUGCUUUCUCUCCAGAAUGAACCCCUAUGCUGGCCUUGUGGACUGCCUGCGUGCCACCUGGCUGACGGGAAAGACACGUCCCAUGGAGUAUCGGCAAGGGCAGCUGGAGGCCCUGAAUCGCUUCCUGGAGGAGAGGAGGUCAGAUCUCCUGCAUGCUCUGAAUCAAGACAUGCGAAGGGUGAGUGUGGUCAUCCAGAUCAGAGGAACCACAAGGGUUACGGCAUGGUGUGGCUCUUCAGCCCAGAAUGGACUCUGCUAAUGUAUUUUCUUUCUUGCGUCCUCUGUACAGCCCCAUUUCGAAGGGGAGGUCGCUGAGGUUGCCUUCACAAGGAGUGAGGUGAACAAUGCCCUUAACAACCUGAGCUGCUGGAUGAAGGAUGAGAACGUGAGCAAGAACUUGGUAAGGAGGCUGAGUUGAGAAAAGAGGAAAGAUGACCUUGUGUGUUAAAUGGGGAGAAAAGUCUAGGAGCUGUGCUCAUUAAACUGGGGGUGGAUCUUGUAUCUGUGCAGUGCCCUUUCAAAACUGUUAUAUGGAUGUUCUGUUCGAAGGAGUCAUUUAACUCAUUCACUGUUAUUACUGUACUGUAUCUAUCUAUCUAUUUGUAUGUAAGGUCUCAAACUGGGGCCUCCAGCAGCUAGUCUCCUAGUGCUUUAGUUCCUGUGCCAGCAGCACUCAAAUUCCCACGGGUUUAGUAAGAUCACAUAAGUGCCCCAUUUUAGCUAUGUUGACUGAAUGCAUUUUCGCACUAAAGAUCAGCAAUGGUUGAAAUGCACAUUCAGGCUUUCAUUUCUACAACUUGCUUCACUCUUCUUCACUCUGCUCCACUUGCUUCAUGGAUUUUUGUGUGUGCCUUCACUUCCCUAUAGGCCACCAAGCUUGACUGUGCCUUCAUCCGCAAGGACCCAUACGGCGUAGUCGUCAUCAUUGCACCCUAUAACUACCCCAUCCAUCUUCUCUUGGUGCCUCUUGUGGGAGCCAUCGCAGCUGGUGAGUGAAAAACCAUCAGAGGUCCUCCAUCUAGUGCUUCACAACAUCUCCCUUCUUUCACUGGUCUCUUUACAGCAGCAGCGACUGCUGCUCCUUGUUUCCAGGCAUGCUGUAGUCUUUCUGUCUCCUGUCGUUAUGGUAAUGUGUCCCUUCUCUCCCACCAGGGAACUGCGUGAUUGUCAAACCCGCAGAGCUAGCCCGCCACACUGAAAGGCUUCUUGCCGAAGCGCUGCCUUGUUAUCUUGACCCGGUGAGUUCCUUGGUUCUUUCUUGUUUUCUCAGAGCACAACUGAUGCCAACUUACUGGACGCGCCUUCUUCCUGCUCCUGAGCAUUACAGUUGUCUUCCUUCCCCGGUGUGAUGGGUAUUGUCAAGUGGUGGCGCAGGGGCCACCACUGAACUAUCUCUCAGGAGGGUGGUGGUGGUAGUGGUUAACUGAAUUGCAUAAGAGGAGCUGUGCUGGAUCUAGUCCACAGUAGCCAACCUGAUCGCUAUGGGAGGUCUGCCAGGGAGGAAUGAGCACACCAUCACUUUCCUGCCGUUGUUCUGCAGCAACUGGUAUUCAGAGGCUCACUAUCACUGAUCUUGGGGAGCUGCACUCUUCAUAACAAUAGCCACUGGUAGCCUUAUCCUGCAUGAAUUUCACUAAUGUGAACCUUCUCUUAUUUUACAGGAAACCUUUGCUGUAGUGACAGGUGGCUCUGAAGAGGUAACCAAACUCCUGGAGAACCAGUUUGAUUACAUCUUUUUCACAGGUGAUCUCUCUUUUUUUAUUUAAAAAAACCACCUCCAUUUUUAUUACCAUCACCCUUUAUAUAGUGCUUAUAAAAUUAAAGCAUCCUCAUAAGCCACAUCCCAACAGAAUGUCAGAUUUCCACUUUUUUAAAAAAGCAAACCUUGAUCUUGGAACGGCAGUAAAUUAUGAAAAAUUAAACAUGGGCUAUGUUAUUUCCAGAAUUCAUUUUUACACAGAUUCUUUCUUUAAGCACAUGAUUUGGGGUUAUCUUGGUGCAGAAUGUGAGGUGGGAGUUUGCGGAGUAGUGUAUCUCUCUCGUGACUCCACUAAAUCUUGCCAUCCCUCUGCAGGGAGUCCCCGCGUGGGAAAGAUUAUCAUGACUGCAGCAGCCAAACACCUGACCCCAUUGACUCUGGAGCUGGGGGGCAAAAACCCCUGCUACGUGGAUAAAUGCUGCAAUUUCCAGAACGCGGCCAACCGAAUUGUCUGGGGGAAGUUCUUCAACGCUGGCCAGACUUGCAUUGCACCAGACUAUGUGAUCUGCACCAUUGAAACGCAGGAGAGGCUGAUGCCUUGCCUGCGCCAAGCUAUCCGUGAAUUCUACGGUGAAUGCCCCCAGGAUUCGCCUGACUUUGGCCGUCUGAUCGACGAUAAGCACUUCCGGCGCCUUCGAGCAUUCCUGGAAUGUGGCCGAGUGGCCAUUGGUGGAGAGUCUGAUGAGUGUGACCGUUACAUUGGUGAGCAAGUGACCUGCUGACAGGGAGCCUGGGGUGGGGAAAAGACCGGAAGACCCUCUUUGAUACCCCCCCCUUUUUAUUUUUGACAUUUAUAUCCUGCCCUUUCUCCCUAAGGAGCCCUUGGCAGUAAACAAUGUAACAAAACAGAAUUAAAAUAUAUUAAAAACAUUUAACAACACAAGAGGAGCCCUGGUGGAUCAGGCCAAAGGCCCAUCUAGUCCAGCAUCUUGUUCUCACAGUAGCCAAUCAGAUGCCUAGGGGAAGCCCACAAGCAGGUCCUGAGCACAAGAGCACUCGACCCACUUGCGCUCCCUAGUAACUGGCAUUCAGAGGCAUAUUGUGGGCUUGUGCACUGGGAAGUGCAGCCUUGGGUGAAACGAAGGCCAUGGCUGAAUUGGAAGGCAUGGGAGCAAUCUGAGAAUAUAAUGUGUCUUGAUGCAAUCUUCUGCCUGCAGCCCCCACUGUACUGGCUGAUGUGAAGGAGUGGGAGCCGAUCAUGCAAGAAGAGGUCUUUGGGCCCAUCCUGCCCAUUUUCACUGUGGGAGACUUGGACGAGGCCAUCCACUACAUCAAUAGAAAGCAACGCCCACUGGUUGCCUAUGCCUUCUCCUGCGACUGCAAGGUAUGCUUUAGGGGUAAAGGUAAAGGUAAAGGGACCCCUGACCAUUAGGUCCAGUCGUGGCCGACUCUGGGGUGGCGGCGCUCAUCUCGCUUUAUUGGCCGGGUCAUGUGGCCAGCAUGCCUAAGCUGCUUCUGGCGAACCAGAGCAACGCACGGAAAUGCUGUUUACCUUCCCGCCGGAGCAGGACCUAUUUAUCUAUUUGCACUUUGACGUGCUUUCGAACUGCUAGGUUGGCAGGAGCAGGGACCGAGCAACGGGAGCUCACCCUGUCGCGGGGAUUCAAACCACUGACCUUCUGAUCAGCUUUAGGGUUAGAGCUCUCCUAAUCCAGGAAGUUGGGGAUGGUUACAGGAACGUGACCAACAGCCAGAGAAGUGUGGUGCUGCUUUCAAAAUGUGCUUAUGCUUGGCUGUAUCAACAUUGGUAUAAUGUCCACGGAGCAGCUCCCAGCAGCAUAUCUUUGCAUGCUCACAGUGUUUAAACAUUGCACCGGUGGCAAGGAGGCAUGUUGGACCUCCAGAUUCUUUGUAACAUACAACAAAUGUUUGUGUAUAUGGUAAAUGCACAGCCCGAUGCUUGUUUCUUAAGAAGUGAAUUCCAUGGAGGUAAAGAAGACUUAGCUACAGCAUUAUUAAGAAACAUGUAGGGGCUUACUUCCAUAGAGGGUUGCAGCCUUGUUUCCCAAGUAAGUAUGCAUAGGAUUGUAGCCUGAGCAAGAAAGAACAAUCUAUAUUUGUCCCGUGAAAAUCUGUGACCACAGUGAAUUCUGACAGCAGUGAAUUUGCUCUGACCUACAGACAUAGAACCUGAGGUUGUUUGUGGUUGUGAUGGACAAGGAUACAAACACAUGCCCACUAAGCCUUUUUAAAAAAUAAAAUAAAAAAUGUACUGAAGUAUCUAGCUAUACACAGAACAAGGACCAUAAAGUGGUGCUACAAGUAAUCUAGUGUGCAGCUGUUUGAAAAAUAGUUUGCAGAGCAGUAGUUCAGAAUUUGGUCUAUGGCCAACUCUCUUCCUAUUUAUUCCCCAGUCCCUUAGCUUAACAUUAAAAGGUGAUCACCAAGUGACAGAAAGUAGAGCUGAGGAUUUAGGGUUUUAAAAAACCAGCAAGUGUGCCAUAUCAUUUCAGUUUUGUCCCUUCAGCAGUGAAUAGUAAUUUUGGAGCAAGAGGUUCAUUUGCCAGACUGGCAGCCCAACUACCUUUGCAGUGAGUGAGGGAGUGUGGCUGAGACAAGCUAGAAUGCCUUGCUGGUGUACUUGAAGUUAUUAACAUCUUUAAUAGCUGUGGUGGCGGAGACUUUAAUCAUCAGGCUUCAAAGCAGCCCGUAAAUACACCAGUUAUUAUAUGUAUCAGUGGCAUAAAUCACACACAGAGGCUUUUGGCUUCUGGACAAAAGACAGUGUGUUCUGUAAAACCGCCUUUCAAGAUAAAUCCUUCUUCCUAGCCAGAGUUGCUGGUAAACAGCAAUUCCUGCACUCAAGUAGCAUGAAUAUUGGGAGAGCUUUGGAUGUGGGGAAGGUGACAGUGUUAGUGUCCGUGUACUUCCUUGGAUAGUGGCUCAGACAUUGCAGUAUAGUUCCAUUCCCCCACCUACUUGCGAGAUUUUGAGCCCACUAUUUCUUUUUUAAAGAGGAGGGAGUACCCAAUGCUUUGUAUAUUUUAGUUUUAAAAGAUCUCUGAAGGGUGUGCACCCUUUUGUCUGAUGGUAGUGCAAGCUCUCUUUCUCUCUCUCUCUCACACUCACACACACACAUACAUACAUACACACACUCUUUCAGAAUGCAAUGUCUUGUGCUAGCCAGUGAGAAGGUGAGUGGAAAGGUCCUAGACUGCAUGAAAAUUCUAGAAGCUAACUUUUGUGCAGCAUGAAUGAAUAAAGAACAAUAGCUCAAUUUCAAAAAUUUCAUAUGUCACAUGAACAGUGGCAAAAUGGCCAUUCCAACACAAUUCUACACAUGCUCAUGUGAAAGUUAGUUCCACUGAAUUAAGUGGAGGCUUACUGUGCAAUUCAAAGUGGGGAAAUCUGCAAGGGGUCAGACACGCUCGUGAUUUACCCCAUGCAACGUCCACAACAUCCAAACCCCUCCUAGCCAGCAGACCUAGUGGUCUGGAUUGCUCUUUGCUGCUCAGGAAAAUCUGUAUAGCAUUUCAGCUUGAAUUUAAUGUGCCACAAGACUCUUUGUUGUUUUUGUUCAAAAUUUCAGUUCACAUUUAAAAUAAACCACCUUAUUUAAGGGGGGGAAAACCCUUGAAAUGUGAUAUAUUGUAUAAGUGAAUUAAGAUCCCUAUACAGCGCAUGGGAACAAUCCAUUGGGAGAAGUUCUUAUACAAAUGCCAUUGAAAUGAAUGGAAACUGUGCCACAGUCCUAAGUGUCAAUUCAUGCCCCAGAUGUGUAUGUUUUUCAUAGGCGCAUAUGAAGCUGCCUUAAACAGUCAGGUCACUGGCCCAUCCAGCUCAGCAUUGUCUCUACCUAGAGAUGCCAUCAAACCCACUGAGACUUUCUAUAUACAAAUCAGCUCUGCCGCUGAGUUGAACCUCACCCUCCCAGCCCCAGUAAAGGGGCAGCGCUGCAUUGGGGCAACACCAUGUUUGUCAACAAGGAUUUGCUGGGCAGUGAGCUGCGGCCGAUCCCAGAUCCCUUGUGACUUGGCUUGUAUUAGACUCACAAAACCUCGUUUGCUGAAUUCAGUUGGAUGAUGUAUCUUCAAAAUGUAACAUGCGCUACUGUUUUCCUGUUUGGGGUGACUGGGCUGCCUCUGAAACGUAAGCUCCGGCCGAAACUGCUGCAAAUGGCCAGCAGAUGGUGCUAGUGCAGCAGACACCUAUUACUUCAUUUUGACAUGUAUUUGCACGCACGUUUUAGUUCUUCUGUAAACUUUCCCACUCAUUGCCUCUGAGUUGUAUGUAAUUUUAUUUUUAAGAAUCCAGACUCUGAAUGCAAGGGGUCCGUUUAUUAACAGAGGACUGCAACUCCUGCAGUGCAUCAGCUAUGCGCACAUGUCUUGCAGUUCCUUUAGAUCAGGUGUCAGCAACCUUUUUCAGCCGUAGGCCGGUCCACUGUCCCUCAGACCAUGUGGUGGGUGGGACUAUAUUUUGAAAAAAAUAAAUGAACGAAUUCCUAUGCCCCACAAAUAACCCAGAGAUGCAUUUUAAAUAAAAGCACACAUUCUACUCAUGUAAAAACACCAGGCAGGCCCCACAAAUAACCCAGAGAUGCAUUUUAAAUAAAAGGAAACAUUCUACUCAUGUAAAAACAUGCUGAUUCCCGGAUCGUCCGCAGGCCGGAUUGAGAAGGCAAUUGGGCCGGAUCCGGACCCCAGGUCUUAGGUUGCCUACCCCUGCUUUAGAUUUAGCAAACUUCUAGGCAGUAGCCCCACAGCAUUUGAUAUUGCAUCCUUUAAAAGUCAGAGCACCUGCUAUGAUUGUCAUAGAGACACUACUGAACACGAUCUCCCCUGGAUAGCUCAGUUGGUUAGAGUGUGGUGUUAAUAAUACCAAGGUUGCAGGUUUGAGCCCCAUAUGGGACAUUUGCAUAUGCCUGCAUUGCAGUUCACAGAUGAUUUGCUAGACACUGCCAUCAGUACAGAAACUUUUAGAAAGGACUAAGAGAACAUGAAUGGAAAAACCCUAUUAAAUGUAUCGACUCACAAAAACAGACAGUACUCAGUGAGCACUACCUCAUAGGGUAAGGGACUUUCCAUUUGGGUUUUGAGAUGCAAAAUGUCAAUAAACAUCUAUUAUUGGAGCAAGUUUGAUGAUGCAGCUCUGAAGAAAAUAAAUGGUUGGAAGUGUCUCUAAUUACAAAAGCUAAUACCUAUCAAACCCCAAACUUGAGGCUACCAGGGACAAGGCCCUUGAUAUUCUUCUGCUCUUUUUCUCCAUAGGUUGUGAACCACGUAUUGAAUUGUACAAGCAGUGGCAACUUCUGUGGCAAUGAUACCAUUAUAUACUCAACAUUGGUCUCCUUACCAUUUGGUGGCAUAGGUAUGAAUAAGGCCUUUCUCCCCCAUGUUGUCUCUUUUCCCUACCUCUGCACGUGCUUCUUCCCAAUUUGAUACUCCUUCCUUUCCCAUGGGUGAAGGCCAAAGGCCUUGAAGGUUUCCAUACUGCUCUUGGUGCAUUUGUUGAUUACACACACAAAAUGCAAAAUAGAAAAGGGAAUUAGCUGCAAACAUGCAUCCCAGCGUGCCAUUUAGAAGCUGUAGUCUGGGGAUCUGCUGGCAGGAAGGGCUCUAGGCUUUGAACCCAUCCUUUACCAAAUUAUAGCAAUCCUUCUGGGUUAACUUUGUUGUUGUGGGGCUGGAAGAAUCACUGUUCAAUUCAGGCCAGGUCCCAGUACCUCUAGUUCCAGAAGUAGUAGUUGCUUCAUAUUCAUAGGUACUAUUUGUAUACAUACACAUUACACUUUUGCAGCAUAUACACCAAGAUAACCUGUGUCUCCACAGGAAUACGGCAGCUAAUUUUUGUAUUCAGAUCUGCCAGAAUGCAGCAUCUCCUUCCCCUCCAGUAUUCAUAUGGCAGGCUUAAUCAAAGGAAUGUGUUUCACAUGUCCAGCACAAUCCUGUGCAUGUUUACUCAUACAUUAGCUCCAUUGUGCUGAAGUCUUGCUCCCAGGCAAGAGUGCAGAGGCCUGCAGCUGAAUUUCUUUACAUUUUUUAAAAGCUGGUUAUUAUUUUUUAUGUGCCACACCAUGAAUCAUUUUCACUAGUGAUAGUAAAGUGGGAAGUCUUGACGAACAUCAGAACACAGUAUCCAAGUAUAUACUGUUUGCAGGUAGAAACAGGUAAUAAGAAACUAGAUUAUCUUUAGUCAAUGAUUUUAGGUUGUGAUGCAUUGCCAAGUGGGUUCAAAACCCUGAAAAUGGCUUGAAGAUAAACAUCAAGGGCUGUGAUAAGGGAACUGUUUCUGAGCACACCUGCUGCAAUCUGCCUUGGAGAAAUUGAUGAUAAUAAUAAUAAUAAUAAUAAUAAUAAUAAUAAUAAUAAUUUUAUUAUUUAUAUCCCACCCAUCUGGCUGGGCCAUGCCCAGGCUGUUGGGCAAACACCAAGCUUUUGCCAGGGAGCAGGAUCUGAACCGUAUGCUUUCUUCUUCUGUUGCAGGAUACAGUGGCUUAGGCAAGUACCAUGGCAAGUUCAGCUUCGACACAUUCACUCAUCAACGUGGUACACUCUUGCGCUGCAUGGGAUUGGAGGCAAUCAACACCGUUCGCUACCCUCCCUAUACCGAAGGCAAAUUACAAUUGUUGCUCUCCCUUGUUGACAUCAAGCGUAAAGGCAUGUGCACCUUGCUGUGAACUCCAUGAAUCACAUAUGCCUUCUGGCCCCAGGAGCUGCUGGAAGAAUUUAGCUGCUGGAGACAGAGAAGAUUGUUUUAUCCUCACCUCCCAAUAAGGCACUUGCCUAAACUCUUACCUCCUGGAAAAGCCUUGCCCCAUUAUCCUGAUUACUUGCUACAUGCCCUCCCACCCCUCCCCUUUUUCUGCUCCCCAGUUUUGGUGGGUCCAAUGCCUAGCUGGUGGUUAUAUUUUGAUGUCAUACAAUGUAUAGGACCACCUACUUCAGUUAACUAAGUACUUGCAAGGUUUUUGCAGUAGGUAAAAUCAGAGUUUGAUUUCCCUUUUAACAGAGUUUUAUGAAGCUAAUUACUGAUUUAAUGUCCAUGAUCACCAAUUCCUUUGUAAAGACUGGUGAACACUGUACACUGGAAUAGCUAUCCUCACAAAUAUAUCUGUAUCUGUAUGAUUUCUUAAGGAGUGAUAUUUUCAUGGGUGAAAGUAGAGGCCAAUUAAACCAAUUUAAUUCCAAGAAGAUCCAAAGUUAAAUCCAUGCAACUUCUUGUACAGCCAAAUCUUCUUUUAGUUCUAUACCCUCAAUGCAGUCAUGCACUAUCCCUCAGAUGCACCCCUUAUAGUAACCACAAUUCUUCUGAUAUCCGUUUCUGUACAUUAGCCACAUCCUUAACUCAGAUUCCUCAUCCCAUCAAUAACUUCUGCACUAAGCAAUCCUAAGCAUCUGUACUCAAAAGUUAAUUCCUACCAAGUUCAAUGGGGCUUGCUCGCUAGUAAUUAUGCUUAUGAAUGCAGCCUUAUUAACACUGCUUGCAUAACUGAACAUUUUACAAGUAAAUGUUUUAUUUCUGUAAUAAAGAUCUUGCAUCAAAUCUAACCAGUUGUUCACUUGUAUUAUUCAAAUGGUGCCAUCAGUAUACUUAGCAUAGUAAUUUCCUGCCCCAAGGAACAGAAAGGGACCAGUAGCAGUACUGAGUGAAGAAAUCAUAAAUGGUUCCUAACAAGGAAAUUUCCAUCCAGAAUGUCUGCUUAUCCAUGUUAUCAGGUUUCUUCAUCAAUCAUAAUGAAUUUUUUUAAUGAAUGUCAUUCUCUGCAUGUUCUCAGAUUCCAAGUUUUCUCCACCUUUUCUCCACUCCACAUUGUAAAUUGUAAUCAACUGUUAUGAGGGCAGGUUGUAUUUCCAUGCAGCUUUUGAAACCCUUCCUCUUCACUCAGUUGGCUGAAAGACUGAGCCCUCAAAGUGGGUUGCACAGGAGGAAGCUGCCUAUCACUCACUUGUAGUUAUGAUCACAGCUACACAUAUGUAUAUGUGUAUUCAUUCCUAUUUGCAGUACAUACAACUGGAAAUCAGAUAUGUGCCUAUUUUGUAAUUAAAUCUUUUUUUUAAAAAAAAGCUGCAAUUAUAUAUUAUUAUUAUAUCCCACCUUUUUCCCUGACAGGGACUCAGUGUGGCUUACAGCUAAAAUAGGUGGGCAUAUAGCUGUUUUUUAUGUGGUAAUAAGGCCCACAGUACCUAUUUAUAUCAAAACAAAAGUUAUUGGUAUACUCUUGACACAGCUAUCUCGCUAACUGGUUUGUAUGGAUAUUUUGAAGAGGAGAAAUGAUCAUACCAAUAUGAAAUCAUUCAACUUACCAAGGUACUCUGCAAUUGACUUCAAGGCAAUCUUAUUGACAGAGAGGAACUUCAAAAGAGAAUACGUUAAACCACUGAAUUACGAGUAAUCAGGAGGGACUGUGUUAUUGUGGAUAGGACUGGACAAUGGAUUUUUUAUCAUAGAUGUUAACUAGCUUACCGACGUCAAGAUGUUUUUCGUGAACAUUCACUCGCAAUAACAUAAUAGCCCCAUACCUUCUACAUCUCCUUUCGUUCUGACCUCACUUUACAAUACCCCCAAGGAUUCAUGCACAUGCUGCAACUCAGGAUAGCAUUUCAGGCAUCCAAUGGAGCAAACUAGUCCACUAAAGCUUAUGCAAUUUGUUAGUUUUCAAGGUGCCUCUGAGGAUAACACGGAGGUGGCGGGGAAGAACUCGGAAUGCUGCGCUGAGCUGGUUGGAGGGCGGGGGGUGGAGAAGAAAUACAGUAAUUAAUGUAGCAAAUAAAUAGAUAAGAUUUUUAAAUGUACGCUUCGAUCCACUUCGCUUGCUAGUAAGUGUCUACGCUGCAGGGAGACCCGCAGCGGCACCACGCGAAGACGGAAUUCCACGAACCUUCACCAAACCAUCUCUGCCAAUCCCUGCGGACUUUUAAAAAGCUCGCAGCCAAUUACGUACUGUUAUUGUCCGCGUCAUCAACCCACCCUUUCCCCUCAAAACAUUCCGCCCCUUCCUACCCUUCCUUCCAACCAACCAGCGAAGAGAUCCCGCCUCUUCUCGGGGAGCUCCUAGCCAAUGAACGUUCAGAAAAGCGGCGAUUGGUCCCAGUUCUUACUCCCGCAAGCCACCGGCUUGGAGCGGAGCUGCGGUCUCUGUCGCGGGUGAGUUCCUUGGCGUCCUUCUUGACGCUCCGUGACGCCGGGCCGAACGCGCGCUUUCCCCCCUCCAGGCUCCUGGAAAUUCUAUCCGCGCGAAAGGAGGAAAGAGAGGGGCGGAGGGAGGGAACGGAGGCCGUAGCGGCGCCUGUCCGCCGGGGACCUUCACGGGGGCGCCAAAGGACAUGGAGCUGCGCAUGCGUGAGGCCGGCUGAGGUUGUGACGACGCAUGCGCCUGGUGGGCCUUGAAGGAGCAGGCAGGGGGAUGUGCGCAUGCGGAUUUAUUCUGCUCCUAUGGCUGAGGGGGAAGGCCGAAUUGGCACCGCCCAGGAGGCGGGAGAACAGGAACCAAGGCCCCGCCCCCUGAGUUCCACAUCGACCCCUGCGCCCCACGUUGCGCUUUCGGUAGCCUGAGUAAGUGUCAGCAGCGCCCUCCCCAGGGCUCAUCGUCGUCUACGGCGGGAGGGCCGUGCUAGGCCCCGGGUGGGCAGGGGAUUCCCUCCCGCUAAGGAGCAGGGGGCGCCUCGCAGGUGCGGCGCCCCUGGCUCUGGGAUGCCUCUGCCCGGUCCUGUGUGGGCUGCUGACCGGGAUUAUUUUAACAUUUAACUAUAGCAGCCUGUGCACUCUGAUAACUUCCCCACUGGGUUGCUGCAGUGUGUGCUUGGUGGGGCUUCCCUUGGAAGCUGUCCUGGUGACACAGUGUCACUGCAGCGAGCGGGGACCGUGUCACACCCAUUCUGAAAGUGCUGGACUUGCUGCUGGUGAGCUAUGGGACUCAGUUUGAGGUGUUGGUACAAGUGUACAAAGCUCUGAGUGCUUUAAGACUCAUGGGUAUGGCUCCCCCCCCCGCACCUGCCAACUGGGUUUUUGCAGUCUGCAGGGAGGCCAGACUUGUGGUGUCCUUGGGGAAUAUUGAGGCACCAAUAUUUUGCAUUGCAGUUCUAAUUUUGUUUUUAAUGUUGCAUUCUUAUUAGCUGCACUGGGCUCUCAUGAGAGAAAUGGUGGGGUGUAGAUAAUAAAAUAAUAUCUGAAUGACUGCUGUCCUUUGUAUUUUCAAAGGGAGAAUAGUCAUUGUUUUCCUGGCCAAUAAGCCUUCAGUGCAACCUGAAAUUUUCUUUGUACUUUUCCACAGUCUAACCCAGUCAACAGUUCAAUCGUAUGUGUGCGUACUCAGAAGUCUCACUGUGUUUGUAGGGAUUAUUUGCUAGUAAGUGAACAUUGGCUUGUAUAAUAAUCCUACAUAUUAUGCUUAGAAGUAACAGCUGGUUUGUUCAAUAGGGUUUACUUCCAAAUAAGUAUGUAUAGAAUUGUAUGUCUGCAUAAUGCCACCGUCACUCCAUAUUAAGAUUAUGACAAAUUGCAUAUGGGGACUUCUUCAACAUGUCCAGAAAUAUAUUUUUUAUUGCCCUCCUUUAAAAAAACUUUUAACAUCUGGUUUUUUGAGUCCUGGUGAACUUGGAUCACUUGCAAUUUUCCUGUGGAAUAUUUUAAUUCAUCAUAUGAAACACAACUGUUGACUGCUGGAUUAACAAGAUUAGGUAACGGAUUUAACUGGAUUUAACCAACUUGAUUACUGCUACCUUUUUUUUUUACAAAAAUGUUUUUGUUUUCCUUCCUUGUUCCCUUUGCAGAGGAGUCCUAGACUCAGGUUGAACAUGCCUGUGUUGUGGAUAAUGCGCCAAGCUUCCCGAAUAGGUAGGCUGCAACAAAAAAGUCAUUCGAGUUCAAAGUUGGCAUUUGAUCAGAAUCCAAGAAGGAAUAUUUGUUUAUGUAGACCGUAAAUCCAUAGAAAUAAAGUUGCAAUGACUGAUGCUGUCUAAUAUCCUUGAAGAAAAAACAAAGGGAAGUCUACCACGGGUGAUGAAAGUAGACAUCUUGUUGGAUUUUGAACAACUUCUCUGACACCUCUUAUGAUAGUAUAUUUAACUGUUUUGAAGAAGUAUUUUAGGAAAGUCCUCCAGUGUUCUCGCUGUCUCCUAGUUGGAUUCUACAGUUGAAGAACCUGAAGGGAACAAUACAAAUUCUGUGCACACAUUGUGGAUGCCAUUGUUCUUGUGCAAAUCUUGAAGACUGUGUGGUUGGAACUUAAUUGUUUGUAAUACUUUCCUAACACGACCUUUAUGGUCUACAUAAACCCCAAGUGCUUGAGCCAAUUUUGUAGCAUUGGCCUGCUUAAAGGCACAACAUAGGUUUUGAAGUGCUUCUGGUAGAAUUCUCUGGAAAGGUAAUUGCAUAGUUUCAUUGCAAAGUGUACAUAUAAAUCGCAAGAUUAUGGACCUACACUGUAAUAAAAGUGGCAUAUGAAUCUGACUAAAUAAUGGUGCUGCGGUUCUUUGCUCUUUUGGGACUAUGGGUCUAGUGUUUCUACUCUUAUUUAGCAUGUUGCCCAACUUUUCUGUUCUCUAGGGACUCCAGUAUGCUUAAGUCUUACCCGACAUCUCAGCAGCACAACCCCAAGAGCUUCCUACAGUAAGUACAUAAUGGUGUUCUCUCUGUCUGAACUACUUGAAAGGAUCAUUUGUCUCUAGAGGUUGGUCCUAGAGGCUCUUCUUGGGCGCAUAGAUAUGAAUUUUGAUAAUAUCUGCAUGUCCCCAAAAGUGACACCACACAUGAACAUUUGGGCAUGAAUGUUUCUCUUUGAAAUCUUUGUUUUAAUGAAUAUUAACAUGGGAAAUUCUUCGUAGGAAUAUAUUACAAUUAAAUCUUCGGUGUUUUUGGAUAGCAACAGCUUACACUUUUCUGUUUUGGCUGCAGAAUAUGUAAAUCUAAGAGAGGAGCCGACAGACAUGAAAUCCAUUACUGACAAGGCUGCACAGACCGUCCUGUGGACAGAACUUAUCCGAGGUAAGAACCAGAAUGAUGGUUGGAAUGGCUGAGCUGAUAAAGAAGAGAAAAUAGUUUUGUAACUUCGAGCAGUUUGUCCAAGUGGGCAUGAAGGGGAAGACUCUAAUAUGCAGUCCUAGAAUGGAUUAUCCAGAGAGCUGGCAACCUCCUCAUAUCCAUGGUCUCCACAGCAGUUUUGUCCUGAACCAUGACGAGGUAUUAUCAUCUCAUGCUGACCGUAACUACAGGCAACUCUCAAUUUACACACAUUCAGUUGGCGUGCUGUGUCUUUCCCCUAGGUUUUCCCAACAUUAUAGCUAUAUGGAAAAGUGGAAAUAGUGCCCUACCAGGGCAUUAUUUGCCAUUGAGCUAGGUAAAGGUAAAGGGACCCCUGACUGUUAGGUCCAGUCACGAACGACUCUGGGGUUGCAGCACUCAUCUCACUUUACUGGCCAAGGGAGCCAGCGUACAGCUUCCGGGUCAUGUGGCCGGCAUGACUAAGCCGCUUCUGGUGAACCAGAGCAGCACACGGAAACAACAUUUACCUUCCUGCCGGAACGGUACAGUGGUGCCCCGCAAGACAAAUGCCUCGCAAGACGAAAAACUCGCUAGACGAAAGAGUUUUCCGUUUGUUGAGUCGUUCCGCAAGACGAAUUUCCCUAUGGGCUUGCUUUGCAAGACGAAACGUCUUGCGAGUUCUUGCGAGUUUGUUUCCUUUUUCUUAAAGCCACUAAGCCGUUAAUAGCCGCUAAGCCGCUAAUAGCCGUGCUUCGCAAGAUGAAAAAACCGCAAGACGAAGAGACUCGCGGAACGGAUUAAUUUCGUCUUGCGAGGCACCACUGUACCUAUUUAUCUACUUGCACUUUGUACCUGGUGGUAAUUGUGACUUGUUCUAGGUAAGCAGGCAAGCUGUAGCACUGCAACAAUUGGAAUAUUAAAUCUAGUUUAGUUCUAGGUAAUUUAUUUAGCAGUUAAAUAACUGUCUUAAAAUUUGUUUGAGCUCUGUUGUUGACAUGCUCCCAAGUUUGAGGGUGAACUGUGUAUUUAAAUAAAACAUCUGCUUUGUCCUUUCCCUCAGGCUUGGCUAUGACCAUGAGCUACCUCUUUAGGGAACCUGCCACCAUCAACUAUCCCUUUGAGAAGGGUCCCCUGAGUCCCCGCUUCCGUGGGGAGCAUGCUUUACGCAGAUAUCCAUCUGGAGAGGAGAGGUGCAUUGCCUGUAAGCUUUGUGAGGCUGUUUGCCCUGCUCAGGUAAGGCCCUUGUUAUCCGCUUUGCUUCCUUUCUGAUGUGGCAGGUGACAUUUGUAAGCCUAUGGAAAGCUGCAAGCCAUCUGGGAGAUAAACUCUCACACAACCUGUAUGGAUUGGGUAAUAGGGCCUAUAUAUAGUCCUGUUCAGAUUCUAUUUGUGAGUAAAUUCCAUAUCCGUGGGACCUACUUUCUUUAUCUGAACUACGUGAAUGUCCAUUCUCUUCCAUUUGCAUGCAGCUGGUAGCAAGAAGUGAAAUAGUUUGUCUACUUGGUGCUACAAUGCUGGGAUAAAAAUGACAAUGUAUAGUAGAUCACUUGCUUCUGCUACACAUCCAUGCGUGCACAUACCCUUGCUGAGCUAGUGCUUGAAAUAGGGUUUCCUUUUUGAGCAGGAUGGUAGGCUCUUGUUGAACUACUGUGUUGACUGUGACAUCCCUCUAAGCUUGGGUCCCUUCUCUUCCAUGGCAUCUUUGCAGUUCUGUUGAAUCCCUGAGCCUGUUGAUUGCAAAUGAGGUUGCCUUCAUUCCAGCAGGGAUAAACUUGCUGUUGCUCCUCCUCUAGUUCAGCAUGGGUUUUCAAGGCUUCUAUAACUGGGGCUUGGGGAAUGCCACAUGCUAGUGAGUUACGUCUCUUUCUCCCUCACAGGCAAUCACCAUUGAGGCAGAGCCCCGUGCUGAUGGCAGCCGCAGGACCACUCGCUAUGACAUUGACAUGACCAAGUGCAUCUACUGCGGAUUCUGCCAAGAAGCUUGUCCAGUUGACGCCAUUGUGGAGGUGAAUGGGCUGGGUGUUUUCAGGCUAAUGAAGAGGUGCUAUUACAUUUGCCCACUUUCAAUUUGUGUCUAGAAGAUGGAGCUACUCGGAGAGAGAGUAUGCAGUAUGGACAUGUCUGUGUAUACAUGUAAUUUUUAUUUGACUUCAUCCUCCAUUCUGUGUUAUGCAGGGGCCCAACUUUGAGUUCUCCACAGAAACACAUGAAGAGCUUCUGUACAACAAGGAGAAGCUGCUCAACAAUGGUGACAAGUGGGAAGCUGAGAUUGCUGCUAACAUACAAGCUGACUACUUGUACCGGUGA
Messenger RNA from Podarcis lilfordi (Lilford's wall lizard), 32341 nucleotides. Lineage: Eukaryota; Metazoa; Chordata; Lepidosauria; Squamata; Lacertidae. The record is from the annotation of a GenBank genome assembly.